Fimicolochytrium jonesii is the source of this 621-nucleotide messenger RNA. RefSeq lists its product as uncharacterized. The transcript has 4 exons. The coding region runs from base 1 to 621 and encodes 206 amino acids. The record is from RefSeq and is a predicted model, not a curated record. Lineage: Eukaryota; Fungi; Chytridiomycota; Chytridiomycetes; Spizellomycetales; Powellomycetaceae.
AUGAUUUCCGCAACUUGCCCGCCCGCGAAAGUCAGUGCUAAACCUGUACCUGCGUCCGGUCCGCCGCGGCCGAUCUUUUGCUAUGGGACGUUGAUGGCGCCGCAGGUUUAUGGGACUGUGAUGGGAAAGCCACAGCCUAUUGGGAGGAGCGCUGUUCUGAAGGGUUUCCGACGAGUGAAAGUCAUUGAUGCAACAUACCCGGCCAUGUUUCGCGUCGAUCACCCAUCGGCAGAAGUCCGAGGAGUCCUCGUACCUGUAGAAUCGCACGACGAUCUGCGGUUGCUGGAUGCUUUUGAGACUGAUGACUACGAACGCACGACCGUCACGGUCACCAUAACGAACGACAACGGCCAAGAAGUGAAAACCGAAGCGGACACAUACUUAUGGGCCGCCCCCGAGAGCCUCCUCCUACCAGACGAGCCAUGGUCCUACGAGGACUUCCUCCGUGACCGGAUGGACGAGUGGAUGAGCAACGAGGAGGUGUUCUAUGGAAACACCGGCACGCCGCCCAUCUCCGUUGACCAUCCCCACGGCGAGCAUAUAGUCCUUGCGGCGAAGGAGUUGGAUCGGAUACGCCAGGAACGGAAAGCCGCUGCCGACUCUUCUUCGGGUAGACAUUAG